Erinaceus europaeus (western European hedgehog) is the source of this 1820-nucleotide messenger RNA. RefSeq names its product G protein nucleolar 3 (gene GNL3). The coding region runs from base 99 to 1724 and encodes 541 amino acids. Gene Ontology annotation, cellular component: nucleolus. The record is from RefSeq and is a predicted model, not a curated record. NCBI's taxonomy places the organism in Eukaryota, Metazoa, Chordata, Mammalia, Eulipotyphla, Erinaceidae. The transcript has 15 exons. Gene Ontology annotation, molecular function: GTP binding.
GCCGGCGGAGACGCAGCGCGGCUGCUCGCGACCGCGACCCGGACCCCGACCCCCACCCCGACCCCGACUCGGACUCCGGCUCCGCGGCUUCGUUCGCCAUGAAGCGGCCAAAGUUAAAGAAAGCCAGUAAACGCAUGACUUGUCAUAAGCGGUUCAAAAUCCAAAAGAAGGUUCGCGAGCACCAUAGGAAAUUGAGAAAAGAAGCUAAAAAACGGGGCCGGAAGAAGCCUAGGAAGGAUCCAGGAGUUCCAAACAGUGCUCCAUUUAAGGAAGCUCUUCUCCGUGAGGCCGAAUUGAGGAAACAGAGGCUUGAAGAACUGAAACAGCAGCAGAAACUCGACAGGCAGAAGGAACAUGAAAAGAGAAGAAACCUUGGCAGUGCGCCCAGUAUUGAAGCUUCGGCUGUGGAGGCGGUGGGCGAGGGGAAAGAAAAACACAAAGCCAAGGCAGUCAAACAGAAUCCGAAGAAAUUAUACUGUCAGGAACUUAAAAAGGUGAUCAAAUCCUCUGACGUUGUGCUAGAGGUGUUAGACGCCAGAGACCCUUUAGGCUGCAGAUGUCCCCAGGUAGAGGAAGCCAUCAUCCGGGGUGGACAGAAGAAGCUGGUACUUGUGCUAAAUAAGUCAGAUUUGGUCCCAAAGGAGAAUUUGGAGAGCUGGCUAAAUUAUUUGAAGAAGGACUUGCCAACGGUGGUGUUCAGGGCCUCAACGAAAAUGAGGAGCAAAGGAAAGGCAAUCAAGGGAAGGAAGAAAGCUGCUUUGUUCAAAAGUGAAGUCUGUGUUGGGAAAGAAAGUCUUUGGAAACUCCUAGGAGGUUUUCAAGAGGCUUUUGGCAAAGCCAUUCAGGUUGGAGUAAUUGGUUUCCCAAAUGUGGGGAAAAGUAGCAUCAUCAAUAGCUUAAAACAAGAACACAUAUGUAAUGUUGGUGUGCCCAUGGGACUUACAAGGUGCUUGCAGCGUGUACCUCUGAACAAACAGAUCACCGUCCUAGACAGUCCGGGCUUCAUCGCCUCUCCACGGAACUCUGCUGCGGCGCUUGCUCUGAGGAGUCCAGCGAGUAUUGAGGAGUUAAAGCCCCUAGAAGCUGCUAGUGCCAUCCUGUCCCAGGCUGAUGCUCGGCAGGUUGUAUUGAAAUACAAUAUCCCAGAAUUUAAGAAUCCUCUGGAGUUUUUUACUUUUCUUGCACAGAGAAGAGGAUUUCACCAGAAAGGUGGAAACCCAAACAUAGAAGCUGCCGCCAAGCUGCUGUGGUCAGAGUGGACGCGCGCCUCCUUAGGUUACUACUGCCACCCCCCUACAUCCUGCGGUCCUCCGCAUUUCAGCGAAAGUAUCGUGAGAGACAUGCAGCGUGGCGUGAACCUGGAAGAACUGGACAACAGCAACACGCAGAGCAUUCAAGCCCUGAAGAGCACUCGCUUAGCCAGCAGCGUCCUCUUCCACUCCUCGGGUAUGACAAACGGAAUAACAGAAGAAAGCGAUAUACCUGAACAGUUGCCAAAACAAAAGAAGGGUGAACUGGACGACCACGAAGACAGUGACAGUGACCAGGACAGUGCGGAGGGUGCUGACGAAAAGGACUCGAACAUGUCCUGUGCAGAAGAGGCGUGGGAGGCGCUGCCUGAGGAGUCUCACACAGAUGAGGAGUGUGCAGAUCCUAAGGACUUGGAUAAAGUGACUGAAGAGGGGGAAGAUGACAUGUAUGACUUCAGUACAGACUACGUAUAAUUCCUCCACAAGGGCAUUUCAUUUUUAAACAGUUCGAGUAACUGCUGAGCUGUUCUCAGAUGUACAGAUGUGUAAAUUUUGUGAACAUGUAUAAUA